UCGGGAGAGUAGAAAUACUUGAUUAACGUUAAUUUGUUGGGUUGAUAAGGACCUAAGCGUUCGCGUGAGCUGUUCAGUCUGAAUAUUAAAGGAAUGGUGUGUGUUUUCCGAUAGGUGUUUGCAUUUUCUUUCUCAGAAGUAAGUCAAUUGUCCUGUUGAGUCUGAUGGAGUUGGAGAACCAGUGGUGGAAAGGACAAGUGGCUGCCGAUGUUCACCAGGCACUGCGCAUCAAGGAGCUGAAACUAUUACCCUACAAGAGCCGUUCUCCGCAGUUGAAUGUCCGCCGAUAUUUUGCAGAUCUUCUUUCAAUUAUCUGCAAUCAUUUUCAUCUUUGCCCCACUGCUCGUCAUCUGGCCGUUUAUCUUCUAGAUUUAUUUAUGGACCGUUAUGAUAUUUCUGUGCAGCAGUUGCACCAGGUGGCACUCUCCUGUUUAAUUUUAGCAAGCAAGUUUGAGGAAAAAGAAGAGCGUGUACCCAAACUUGAGCAACUCAACAGCCUCAGUUGUAUGACCAGUAUGAAUUUGGUGUUAAACAAACAUACCUUGUUGCAUCUGGAACUCUUAUUACUGGAAUCCUUCCAGUGGAACCUCUGUCUGCCAACUGCUGCCCACUUUAUUGAUUACUACCUCUCCAUUGCUGUGCAUGAGACUGAUCUUCAUGAUGGAUGGCCUUUGUUUUACUUGGAGAAGACCAAGUUAUACACCAAAAAGUACUCUUCCUACUUUCUGGAAGUGUCGUUACAGGAUCAUGGCUUUCUAAAUUACUUCCCUUCAGUAGUUGCUGCUGCUUGCAUAGCAGCAUCUCGAGUUGUUCUCAAACUCUCCCCUUUAUGGCCUGUGCGACUACAUCAUCUAACUGCUUAUGCAUGGGAAAUGCUGUUACCUUGCGUCAAACAUCUGUUGAUUGCUCAUAACAAUGAUGUAAAAGAAGCCAGCAAACAUGAAGGUGAUCAAUCAGUUCUGCAAAUUGGACAGACAACUUCCACAAAUGAUUCCACAUCUUCCUCCCAAACUAGGACUGAAAGUUUGACUCCAUCGUUUUACUACAACCAUUUGCAUCUGCUACAGUGUUCCCAUCAACAGCCAUUGCAGCUGAAUUGCCAGAGCACUUUUACAACUGGGCAGACAUCAAGAUAUAUAAUACUAUCAAAUCCUUCCAACAUCCAAGCCAAUCCUUCAGCUCAUGGACCCAUGAAAACUAAUGGCACUAGUUUAUAG
Amblyraja radiata (thorny skate) is the source of this 1217-nucleotide messenger RNA. RefSeq names its product cyclin J (gene ccnj). The record is from RefSeq and is a predicted model, not a curated record. The coding region runs from base 165 to 1217 and encodes 350 amino acids. NCBI's taxonomy places the organism in Eukaryota, Metazoa, Chordata, Chondrichthyes, Rajiformes, Rajidae. The transcript has 5 exons.